This is a messenger RNA of Dunckerocampus dactyliophorus (ringed pipefish), 1728 nucleotides long. Its product is annotated as 7SK snRNA methylphosphate capping enzyme-like. Gene Ontology annotation, biological process: snRNA modification; rRNA modification. Lineage: Eukaryota; Metazoa; Chordata; Actinopteri; Syngnathiformes; Syngnathidae. Gene Ontology annotation, molecular function: rRNA (adenine-N6,N6-)-dimethyltransferase activity; snRNA binding; O-methyltransferase activity. Bases 1 to 1728 code for a protein of 575 amino acids. The transcript has 7 exons. The record is from RefSeq and is a predicted model, not a curated record.
AUGUCGCUGGACAAUUCAGAAAAAGUCUCCAUCAACCACCAUCCCCGGCCCCCUAAAGCAGGCAACAGUAAAAGUUCCCUGACAGAGUCCGCUCAGCGUAUCAAGAGGAAGCGCUAUUCUGUGGAUGUUGCCUUUAAGGGACCAGCCAAGCGUCGUCAUCGCGCUAGUAGUGAUGGUCAAAUGGAGUCCGUACUGCCCACACACUUCUUGUUGGGCGGGAACAUCUUUGACCCACUGAACCUGAACUCGUUGUUAGAUGAAGACAUCAACAGGGCAACCAAUCAGGAGACUCAGAAGUGUUCCCCCCUGCCGUCCAGGAGCAAUGGCCCUAUAGAGAUCCUGGUUCCUCGAGACAUCACUGACCCUUUGAACCUGAAGGGAGGCGGCGGGGGUGUCUUACUGUCUCCCCUCAAGUCCAAGAGGAGACACAGGAACCGACAUGGUGGGGACAAGGAUGCGGUGCCAGCACAACUAUUUCCCUCCACAGAUGGAAUGACAGUUGCGUUGUUGGCCAGAGAGGGCAGUGUUCCGGUUUCUCCACUUCCUUGCGAACUCAACACUGCUAUCACCUGUCGAGAGGACAUUGCCCCGCCCCCUAUCCUUUUCAGAAGGCACACCCACCCUCCUCCAGGUGGUGCCCACAAAUCAAAUGACCACCGCCAGAAGAGUCGAAGACGCACCACCUCAACGAAGUCGUCAGACCUCAUCUCUGACUCUGUCAAUAUGACAGCCCGGUUCCAGACACCACUGGCAGGAGGGGUGGGAACCGUCCGGUGUACAUGUAAACCAGUUGCUGCUCAGCCAUCAGAGAAGAAGGACAAACACCGCUACCAGUAUGGCAACCAUUGCCACUACUAUGGCUACCAUGGUUCGUAUGGCGUCGGAUGGGAGGGGCGUGUCGGGCCCCAGGAGGACUUACGGCUACGCUUGCUGGAAGCUGAUUGGUUCAGAGACAAAAAGGUGCUGGACGUGGGCUGCGGUGCUGGUCACCUGACACUCUGUGUUGCCCGUGGGUUUAACCCUGUCCAUAUCCUGGGGGUGGAGCUAGAUGGAAGAUUGGUGCAUGCUGCAAAGCAGAACAUCAGGCACUUCCUGUCACAUGACCUGGUGGAAGCGGAAACAAAGAGGAGAGGCUCCACUGUCUCUUUGUUUUCUCCAAUGACAGAAGGAGUCAGAAAGGAGGUGAUGAAGGACCUGAAGCAGGAGGGAGAGGAGGAUGAAGCUUGGCGUCUCCUCUCCUUCCCGCUGUCGUUGCGGGUCAGUCGUGGCCCUUUGGCUGCUCCUCCUCUGCUCCUGGCUGCUCCUCCAGCCUCCUGCAGGUUUCCCAACAACAUCUCAUUCAUCCAGGGUGACUACGUGUCAGAGCAGGAGUUCUGGCCUGGGCGGGGUCAGUAUGAUGUCAUCAUGUGUCUGGGUGUGACCAAGUGGGUGCAGCUGCAGGCAGGUGAUGGGGGUGUGUGCCGACUGUUUAGACGAGCCUAUCAAAGCCUGUCACCAAGUGGGUUGUUCAUUUUAGAGCCACAACCAUGGCAACACUAUGGCCGCAGCAAGAAAGCCUCGGCAGCGACAUACCAUCACUACAGGACUUUGCAGCUGAGACCUGAGCAGUUCACCUCUUACUUGAUGGACAAUGUCGGCUUCAGCUCUUACAGACUGCUCACACACACUGGUAAGCAACAGCCCAUCUACCUGUUCCACAAAAGUCCCGCCCACAAGGACAGCAGGUGA